Messenger RNA from Brassica rapa (field mustard), 2598 nucleotides. RefSeq lists its product as uncharacterized. Lineage: Eukaryota; Viridiplantae; Streptophyta; Magnoliopsida; Brassicales; Brassicaceae. The record is from RefSeq and is a predicted model, not a curated record.
UAUUUUGUAAUGAAACAUACAUUUUUAUUUAUUUUACUAAUCGAACCAAGUAUCUGUUUGAAAUAAAUAUUUUAACGGAUAAUCGGUUAAAAGAUAUUUAUGGUAGCAAACCAAUAAUAAGAUUGGUAAUCCAAACAAAACGAAGGACAAAUAACUACAAAACCUCAGAUAUCCUACUCAGAAUCGGUAUAGAUUAUCAUUAUACAGUUCGCACAAAUAUGUAAUCACCUCACUUGCAUACUUCUAUGCUUUAGAUGUACCUCAGAUUCCUUAUCAAUAUGCGUCAAAAGAUAUAUCGAUCACGAAAACCUCUUGCUCCAUUUCCGUCAAACCCUCUUGUUGGGUUUAGAUUUAGAAGCCAAUACUCUCUUAACUCAUGCUCAAAUAUUUAUGUAAUCUGCCGAUCCUUUUUUUAUUAGUUCACCAGAUUCUUUUUCCAAUUUCUUUUUUUUUCUGGUAAAAAUUAGAUAUUUUGUACUGGAAAAAAUUAUUGAGCUGACACAUUGAUAUAUUAAAAAUAUAUAUAAGAAGAGGCACAUAUAAAACAAGAUGAACAAACCCCACCAUUGAUAUCACCUGACAAGAGUUUGCAGUCAAAUAAAGACAAAGGCUAAAUCUAACUCAGUUACUAGUGAGUUCAUAGAUAAAAUGAAUCUAAAUCUAAAUCUAUGUAUAUGUAGUUAUAUUUUGUAAUAAUAAAUGAAUCUCCAAAUUUUAGCAAAUAUAUAUAUAAAUGAAUCUCUGUAUAUAUAGUUAAACCAAAAAUAUAUUUUCUAGAAUUUUUAUGUUUAUUAAGAAUAUAAUAAAUGUUUAUAUUUUUAAUAUAUUUUUCAAUAACUCAAUAAAAUUAAUCAAUUCGAAUAUUAAUAAUUAAUGUUUUUAAAAAUAUAUAAAAAUAUUUUAAAUAAAAAAAAAAUUUGUGGAACAAUAAUAAACUUUGAAAAGUUUAUUUUCAAAAACGGAAGGAAUAUAUAGUUAAACCAAGGAUAUAUAUAUAUAUAUAUAAUUCACGAUGAUCACGUUUUAUUUUGUCAGAAUAAAUAAUGCUCAAAUUUGAGUCAAAGGGGGCUUGACAAGAAGCAGACGAGAAGUGGCAGAGAGGGUAAUUAAUGUGUGAUGGGACAACAAAAAAAUUACCUCUUGGUUUUGCCAAAUGCAUGUGAUUUUGGUUUUUACACACACUGAGAACAAGUUGGGAAUUGCAAAAUUUAAUUUUAUCACAUACUUAGUCUUGUUUUCUUAUUUUUUUUUAAUUUUUGGAUUAUCCAAUUAUAUAAUUUGAUGACGUUGAAAUGAGUCAUGUGACGUGAAUAUUGUUUUUAAGCCAGUGCAUGAGAAUCAGUUGAGUACAUAUAUAGAAAAUCCUACAGGAAAUAAAAGGAUAUAAUUAUUAUGACAAUUAAAAGUUUAAAACCAUAAGUCUGUAAUGCUUUAUUUUAUUAUAAAGUCAGAUCUGUAUAACUACUUAGGUGUGAUUGAAAAUCACAUAGCUAUAACUUUUCUAGGGAGAAUUAAUUUUUUACUCAUCUCUACUUAUUUUUGCCAAUCAGAUGAAAAUAAUUUUUAUCUCUCUUAUUCUUAUUCUGCCAACUGAUUUUAAUUGAUGAAACCGAAGAACAUACAAAGGUGAAAAUCUAAAUCCGAUGGAAACAAUUUAACAUCCCCGAAAGCAUAACCCAUUAAUUUAAAUAGAGGUAUAUACUUAACUUUAUUACUCACUGUUUUGGAAGUGCGAAGCAAAUUACGCUAAACUUUUUUUCUUUUUUUUUUUGUCUUUAUUACUCCACUAGUUUUUCUCCUAAUUACUGUACAUGACUUAUGGCUCAGUUACUCUAUAAUUAACCAGUCCACACCCUUAGGUAACAACACUCUCCACUUCCAAGUAUUGAACCCUUACCUCCGCAAGCUCACCUGAAACUAUUUCCCUCUCACUUACUCUCAUGUUCGGAGUCACGACAAGACUGGAUGAUCUAAUGGGUACCACAACCACGCCAACCACAAUAUACGUGGACCCACCUCCCCAAGACCAGCCGAGUCAUAGCUCGGACCACCGUUCAAUAGAAACACUCGUUGUCGUGUUAGCCGUCAUCACCAUUUUAUCCGUUUUAGCAAGCAUCUUCGCUCGGCUCUGCGGCGGCCGUCAUUUAUCUAACGCCGGAGACCACGACAUCGAAGGUUGGGUCGAGAGAAAGUGCCGUAGCUGCAUUGAUGCUGGCGUCCUCACGGUCGCCGCACCUCCUCCUCCAGCGACGGCAGCAACAGUGGAGGAGCAGGGUAAGGCAGCAGCCGCGGAAGAGCAAAGCAAGAAGUGAAGUAAGAAAAUGGGUAAAGCUAUAUUCUUCGAUUAAGCUCUUAACAUUAUGUAAUCUCAUUAACUUUUAAGAUGUCAUUUUGUAUGUACCUUAUUCUACGAACAUUGAUUUGAGAUUUUUCUCUGAUGUUUAAUGAUAAAUAUUUGAAAAAACACAAAAAAAAAAGCAAAAGUUCUUGUCAACUUUUAUGUUUAAACCCGUUGAGAUUAGAGACCAACGGCAUUAUAGAAAAAAAAAAGACAUUAGUAUCAUAUUGGAUUAUAAUUAUAUACAUCAAAAGUUUAUU